Messenger RNA from Melopsittacus undulatus (budgerigar), 6691 nucleotides. RefSeq names its product signal peptide, CUB domain and EGF like domain containing 2 (gene SCUBE2). The record is from RefSeq and is a predicted model, not a curated record. Gene Ontology annotation, biological process: signal transduction. The transcript has 22 exons. Gene Ontology annotation, cellular component: cell surface. Lineage: Eukaryota; Metazoa; Chordata; Aves; Psittaciformes; Psittaculidae. The coding region runs from base 4 to 2877 and encodes 957 amino acids. Gene Ontology annotation, molecular function: calcium ion binding.
UCCAUGGGGUCCGGCGGCCGCCGCAGCGCGGCUGGGGCUCGGGCGCUGCCGCUGCUGCUCCUGCUGCUGCCCGCACCGGCUGCCCUGCCCCUGCCCGAUGUGGAUGAGUGUGCUGUGGGGCUUGAUGACUGCCAUCCAGAUGCUAUUUGUCAAAACACCCCGAAACUGUACAAGUGCAUGUGCAAAGUGGGUUACACUGGCGAGGGGAAGAAAUGUGAAGACAUCGAUGAAUGUGAUAAUGACUUUAAUGGAGGCUGUGUCCACGAGUGUUUCAACAUUCCAGGAAAUUACCGCUGUACUUGCUAUGAUGGCUUUAUGUUGGCUCAUGAUGGCCACAACUGCCUGGAUACAGAUGAAUGCAUGUACAACAAUGGUGGUUGCCAACAUGUUUGUGUCAACACUGUGGGGAGCUACGAAUGUCGCUGUAAGGAAGGGUUCUUUCUAAGUGAUAACCAGCACACGUGCAUCCACCGCUCAGAAGAAGGUAUGAGCUGCAUGAAUAAAGAUCAUGGCUGUGCCCACAUCUGCAGAGAAACGCCCAAAGGAGGAGUUGCCUGUGAAUGCCGACCAGGAUUUGAAUUGUCCAAGAACCAGAGGAGCUGCAUUUUAACAUGUAAUCAUGGAAAUGGUGGCUGUCAACAUACAUGUGAUGAUGCUGAUAACGGGCCUAUUUGCGGAUGUCACCCCAAGUACAUCAUGCAUGUAGAUGGGAAAACCUGCUUGGAGAGGGAAGUGACUGCUGUUGAAAUUUCUGAGGGAAACACUACAGCAGGAGCUGAUGUGGACAAGAGGGUGAAGCGACGGUUGCUUAUGGAAACAUGUGCAGUAAAUAAUGGUGGCUGUGAUCGUACGUGUAAAGAUACAUCUACUGGAGUUCACUGCAGCUGUCCCGUUGGGUUCACGCUCCAGUUUGAUGGGAAGACAUGUAAAGAUAUUGAUGAAUGCCAGUCCAAUAAUGGAGGCUGUGAUCAUUUCUGUAAAAACACUGUUGGCAGUUUUGAUUGCAGCUGCAGAAAAGGAUUUAAAUUGUUAACAGAUGAGAAGUCUUGUCAAGACAUUGAUGAAUGCUCUUUUGAACGGACGUGUGACCACACGUGCAUCAAUCAUCCAGGCACCUUUGAGUGUACUUGUAACAAAGGAUAUGCUCUCUAUGGCUUCACACAUUGUGGAGAUAUUAAUGAAUGUAGCGUCAACAAUGGUGGUUGCCAACAGCUGUGUGUGAACACACUGGGAGACUAUGAAUGCCUGUGUCAUUCUAACUACAAAUUACACUGGAAUAAAAAGGAUUGUGUUGAGACAAAGGGUGCCUUGCCUGAUAAUAUGUCACCCAGGGUAUCGCUGCACUGCAUUAAGAGUGGUGGGAGUGAUAGAUGCUUCUUAAGCUGCUCUUCAGAUGUCCAGGUGUUUUCUGGAACGCAAGAUGCCUACACCUUCACCUGUGGCAGGUCAUCUCAGCUUAAGAAAAAGCAGCAAAAUACAAAUGCAUCCAGCUGGCUGGAUACUUCAGCCAUCAAGAUAAGCGUAACCUUUAAAUUAAAUGAAGGAAAAUGUAGUUUGAAAAAGACUGAGAUGUUUCAAGAAGGUCUGGAACAGAUGGUACCAGAGAGACAUAAUUCAGUAAUGGAGAGUUUCCACUAUGUAAACCUAACAUGCAGCUCUGGCAAGAAGGUUAAUGGAGCCCUCAGUAGACUGACAGCAACUAGAGAAAUUUUUAUCACUGCGGACUUUGAGCUUGAAACAAGCCAAAAGGAGGUGACAGACACAUGUGAUGUGCGCUGUGCUCGGAAAAAGACUGAAAAGAGGUUCCGUAAAACCAUUCGGACCCUACGGAAGACAGUCAGCAGGGACCAGUUCCGUAUUCGCAUCUCUGGCAUGGACCAUGAAGUGGCCAGGAAGUCUCUCAAGCUGUCGGAGCCACAGCAGUCUUGUGGUGUAGGACAGAUGCACGUGGGUAGCAGAUGUGAUCAGUGCUCACCAGGUGAAUAUUCUCCCGAUGGCUUCAAACCCUGUCUGCCAUGCCCCCUUGGAACAUACCAGCCUGAAGCUGGAAGAGUAUCCUGUUUUACUUGUGGAGGAGGUCUAACAACAAGACACAGCAGUGCAUCUCUGUUUCAGGACUGUGAGACCAAAGUUCAGUGUUCACCAGGCCAUUUUUAUAAUACCACAACUCAUCGGUGUAUUCGCUGCUCAGUUGGAACAUACCAGCCUGAGUUUGGACAAAAUUACUGCAUUUCAUGCCCUGGAAACACCACUACUGAUUUUGAUGGGUCGACAAACAUAACACAGUGUAAAAAUAGGCAGUGUGGAGGUGAACUGGGAGAUUACACUGGAUAUAUUGAAUCACCAAACUAUCCUGGGGACUACCCUGCAAACACUGAGUGUACCUGGAACAUUAACCCACCACCAAAGCGCCGUAUUCUGAUUGUGGUUCCAGAAAUAUUUCUACCAAUAGAAGAUGAGUGUGGAGACUACCUGGUGAUGCGGAAAAGCUCUUCUUCCAACUCUGUAACCACGUAUGAAACCUGUCAAACCUAUGAGCGCCCUAUAGCUUUCACUUCUAGGUCUAAGAAGUUGUGGAUCCAGUUCAAGUCGAAUGAAGGAAACAGUGCCAAAGGAUUCCAAGUUCCUUAUGUAACAUAUGACGAGGAUUACCAAGAACUAAUAGAAGACAUUGUUCGGGAUGGCAGACUUUAUGCAUCUGAAAAUCAUCAAGAAAUACUUAAGGACAAGAAACUGAUAAAAGCACUGUUUGAUGUGUUGGCACAUCCACAGAACUACUUCAAGUACACAGCCCAAGAGUCAAGAGAGAUGUUCCCAAGAUCCUUCAUUAGGCUGCUGCGCUCCAAAGUUUCCAGAUUUUUGAGGCCUUACAAAUAGUUGGCACCGUACUUAGAAAACUAACCAGCCCUGGGCAUGCACAGAGGGGUUGUGGUAGGUGGGGCUGCUUUCUGUGUUUUACACACUGGCAGAGGACCUCCAGGGAAGCUUGCCAGCUCCGUUCUUGGCAGAGUUUGGCUUUCUCAGCUAAUACAAAUAUUUUGUUGAACACGGUUUUGAUUCCUUUCCAGGUAAUACCUUUUGGGUACCAAGGAUGCUUCAUGGGUCUCUGAAUUAGAGACUGUCCAUCAUUUCUGUAACUAAAUGGUGUCAAGCAGAAGUUCAUCGAUUUCUGCCCUAUUGCUUUAUCAGUAACUCUAACAGCUAAUGUGGACAAACAGCCUAAGUAGUGUGGUUUGGAAUGAACUCCUGAGCUGCCAUUAAUGCAUGUUACCUCAACAAAGCUGUGUUCAUGUUUGGUCUUGCUGAAAGUGAGAACAAGAUCAAUGUCUCUCUUAAUUUUUUGCUACAAAGGAAAUUCAGAGCUAAGAUUGGAAUAGUUUUAGUCCAAACCAGUGAGUCCAAGAAGUGCGCAAGGUAUAAUUUUUCUCUGAACUAUAUAUUGUAUGAGGCAAAUGGAGGAAUAAGCAAAGGGUUGAAUAUUAGCUUGAAUGCUCUGGGUCUGGAUAAAACUGUGUUCAUUCUGGUGGUCUGUUGGUGUAAACAGAGUGAUACCAGAAUAAAACCAGGGCACCAAAGUAAUGGAAAAUAGACCCUGACCUGCUGGACACUUCCAUUUUGGGCUGGCUGCAGAUGUUACAGCAGAACAGAUUCUUUGCUAAAUCCCAAUGCUCUCCUUGUGCACAGGCCUGGGACAACACGAGGCAUUGGCUUUUUCAAGUAGUAUAAAAAUCUGUCCUCUGAGCAUUUGCAGGUGAACACACAAGCCCCAUUUUAGAUGCAGGCUUUGAAUAGGUUAUGCUUUUGUACAUCACUGUUUAAACUUGUAUAAGGUUCUUGUAUAAGUCUCAAUCCUUAUGUUCCUUAUCUUGUCUGAGCACCUUGCAAUGACCUUGCGGAGCAGAGAAAGACUGCUUUCCUUGUCUUGCUGGAGAGAAAUAGCUGUACAAAGGUAUUCCUCAGCCAGACUGUGGCCACAAAGUGAUCUAUGGCAAAAUGCUAUUCAAGAUUCCCAAGCUCUGUGUUGUUUUCCUCAGGUUGUGUUUUAUGUGACAGAAGGCUAUACUGAAAGGGCCCAUAGAGAGAACUAUGUUGAUCAAAAUAUUGUCUCAGUGCUUUUCUGUCCACACUUCAAUUACAUCACUGGUUUCUGGCCAUGCAAACCAUUUCCUUGGUGUAAUGUACCUUCUGGGCCUUCUAUUUGAAGGCAGAUGGCUUCAAUCCUCCUUAUUUGGAAAUGGACUAAUGACUUCUGCCUUUUAGUCACUGGCAGUGCCAGUGGGUACCAAACUUCCUCUCUGUGCCCCCUUAGGAAAGGUACUGAAAUUUCAUGGUGUAGCCAGGACAAAUGCUCCCUUUCAGAUCUCCCUGGGUUUCAUUGCAUUAGUAUGUGGUAUUUAACUGUUCUACGUGAAUAAUACUUUGCCCACAUUGUGACAGAUGAAACCCUCAUCAAGAGCCAGGGUCUGAAUCUCUUCUCUGAUAAUGUUUGGAGCAAACUAAUACUACCAAAUGCAGCCUUGCUGAACUAUUGUGGCAUGGUAGCCCUAUUCUGUGGCAUGUGUGGAAGUGCAACCUGUCAUGUGGUAAGGACAUGUCUUAAUCAUGCUGUGAUGAGAAGGGGCAGUGGCCACAGGCUACAGCUGGGGAGCAUAGCUCCUCAGGAUGGGGUUCGUGUGAUGCUGUAUUUCUUUUGCUACUGCCCUGAAAGAAUUGCCAUGCUGUGGGUGGAGAAGGGAAAUGUCUUGUGUUGCUGCCAAGAGGGUGAGCUGUGUCCUAGCUGGCUGCUUUGGGGCUCCUGCUCCAGCUCAAGAGCUGCUUGUGGGUUUGUGUGACAGGGUGGUGAGCACCCAUUCCAGGGCUAGGGCUGCCAAGCCUGUAGUAGAGGGGGCCAAAUGGCUUGGGCAAAAGAAGGGAGGCAAGGGGUGAACUAGUAGAAUGCAAGGGAAGGAACACAAGUCCUUGUGUGUUCCUGCCUGGUGUGUUUCAUCCUGGACAAGGUCCCUGCUGCCAUCAUGGGGAGGGAGGACAGGGGUUAUCUAAAAGAAGGUAUGGGGCAGUGUGACUGGUGAGAGGAAUGGCUAAGGAAUGCUGAAACAAGAGGAAGGGUGUUGAGAAAAGUUGCUGUGUCUGUGGAGAAGUGUAUUGUGGUGGUGAGAUCUCAGGAAGGUAUUUCAAGAUAGUUUCCCUCUGUCUUAGCAGCCCCUACCUCUCUGCUCUUUGUGGCUUCUCGUGCCAGCUGCAGUGUGUCAGUGAAUUGCAGUGACCCACCAACCUUCUCUAUGUGGCAAUGGAGCAUUUUGAAAUGGUGAGAUGCUGCAUUUCUGCUCUGAGUGCAUAGGUUCUGCUGGUGGGGCACUGGGAGGAGAGGACCGUGGUGUGCCAGCUCCUGGGCCAAGUGCAGCAGAGUGGCUUUGCUGUGGUCUGUGUGCUCUCUGCCCAGGGAAGCAAGCCAGUUUUUGCUGUGUUCCCUCCCAAGCAGGCUACAGAUCUGAACACUUCUGUUUUAUGUCGCUGAAUGACACACAAAUUGGGGUGAUUGGUUUCAACAAGGGUUCAAGAAAACAAAAGCUGUGAAACAUACAUUUAUUUUGAUUUUGUGAAAUUGGGCUUUCUUGCUUUGUGCAUGAGUUACUGACUUGAACUCCGUGUUUGUUGCACUGCACCUCAUCUUGUAGUAGCACUGUUCCAGCUCUGCACAGCUGCUCUGGGACCAGUGUCAUGCCUUCAGUCUGUACAGUGGUCUCAGUAUUGCAUCUCCAUACCCCCUUUGUGCGCAGGACAUUUUCAUUGUCUGUGUCUCAGUGUGGUGUACAGUAUAAGGCUGAGGAGAAAAACCUGCUCUUUCUUGAAGAAUCCUUGCUCCACAGCCCUGUUCGUUUUCUAUAUAGAAAGUAAAUGAUUCAGAAGCGCUUCUCUUUCCCUUGAUCUAACAUUAUGAAUCAAAAUUUCCCCUUUUACUGUCGAUCCUGUGUGUGCAGUAAGAAGUGAAGAGGGAAUUUUUGCCAUCUUAAAUGUUGGGAGAAGUGAUACCUGUUGCAGAAUGCUGUAACACUUGGCAUUGUAUCUUCCUAGCGAUGGUAGUGGCUCGGUAGAAAUGUGAAUUUCUACUUUCUGUGUGGUUGUAGACUGAUGUUAUUUUUUUUGGCAACAAAUGAUUCAAAAAAUGUUUAACCUUAUAAAACCGGAUUUAACUUUUGAAAUAAGAGUUAGUGUUAACUGGGUAACUUAAUGUCACCCAUGUGAGAUAAGCAUAAGGAUCUUUUUUCAUAAUGUAAAUUAAUGUAAAACGUUUCAGACUGUUACUUUUAAUAACAGAAAUAAACCAGUGAAUUUUUAGUUGCAUGAAAACCUUGAGUAAUACUUUAAUUGUCUUUGCUGUCCUAAAUGAUAGUUUGUGUCAAAAUGCACGGUUGUGCAGCAAGUUAUUGCGCAUCAGAUAGACUAUCUAUCUUAGGAACAUCUGCUUACUGUUUCAUGUAGUAUAUUAUUAGCCUGCAUCUAUACCCAUAAAGAUACAGUUCUUUCUACGUUUAGUGGUGCACAUAUUUCUGGUUAGUGUAAUACUAGAAUUAUCCUGGUACCAUUUCUAACAAUUAUGCUAAAAAUGUCUCCUGUAUGAUGAACUGGACUCAAGUGGCCUGUUGUAACCAGCUCUAUGAAGGCAGAAUAAACUGCACAAAGUAACUCCAAA